Aureobasidium uvarum is the source of this 1454-nucleotide messenger RNA. Lineage: Eukaryota; Fungi; Ascomycota; Dothideomycetes; Dothideales; Saccotheciaceae. The record is from the annotation of a GenBank genome assembly.
GCCGAGAUGGAUGCACUAAAGGACGUUUUCGGAAGAUGCUGCCGAGAACCUGCUACUCGGGUCGCCCCGAGCUGUAUCUGUUGGCAACACUUUUGGCAUCAUCACUACAAUCUCAGCCUCCUCACGAUAACAUCACUGUCAACAGCCCUUCGAUACAUCAACAUAUUUCGACUCUUCUUCUCGGUAUGAAAUCCUCUAAGUGCGCACCACGGAUUAUCAUCCAUGGCGGCGCUGGAAACAUAACUCGCGACAAUCUGGACAAGGAUGCUUAUCAAGCCUACCGAGCUGCCCUUCUAUCGACUCUACAGUCUUCAUAUGCUCUGUUGUUAAGGCCCGGCGCUACAGCCUUGGAUGUUGCAACUCAUGCGGUUUCAAUGCUAGAAGACAAUCCUCUGUUCAACGCAGGUCAUGGCGCCGUCUACACGACCGCAGGGACACAUGAAUUGGAGGCUUCCGUGAUGGUCAGCAAAGGUUAUCACAAGCGCGGCGUCGGUGUCAUGGAAGUUUCGGGAGCANAAAAUCCCAUCAAACUUGCACGCGAGUUGUUGAUCAGAGGAGAAGAUGCAGAUGGAGGUGGCGCUGCAGGUCAUGUCCAACUGGCUGGCGACACUGCAAAUAAGCUUGCAGAAAAAUGGGGCUUGGAGACUGUGAGUCCUGGAUACUACUGGACCAAGCGACGAUGGGAUGAACAUCGCAAGGGCUUGGGUAAAUCUACGGAUCGUGAGACAUAUCUAAGGCACAAGAGACGGGCAGAUAAGUGCUCUUCGUACGUUGCAGAGCGCGCAGCAGAUGCUAGAGACCUCAACAUACACGAUCCUUCCUGGAAUGGCCGAGACUAUCUUCCUCAAGGGACAGUGGGUGCAGUUGUUCUUGAUAGCGAUGGCAUGCUCUGUGUAGCCACCUCGACUGGUGGGCUCACGAAUAAGCUUUCAGGCAGGAUAGGAUGGAUUGAAGAGAACCCAUUCGACCGCCCACGUGGCAUGAUGUACCAGCGACCCACUCUGUCGCCAGCAGCAAGACUGGUCAAUGGUGACUUUGGCAGCGUCCUCCAAGAGUGCUUGCCCAAUUUCUCAUCGUGCCUACCUGUUCCUUCUCAAGAAUCGGUCAAGCUAUUCUCAGCACCUCAUGGAGUCGCUCUCUCCGGAACAGGUAACGGAGAUGCCUUCCUCAAGACGUCUGCAGCUCGUACAACUUCUGCGAUGACCCGUUUCUCUUUUCCACCUCUUCCUCUGGCAGUAUCGGUGUCCCGUAUGGCUGGUCCAGACGGUAUGCUCCAGCAAAGUGCCGAAGAGCGUUGGANNAAAAAGACUGGAGAGGGCGAGGGCGGUAUCAUCGGUAUCGAGUAUCGUUUCGGAGAGGCUACAGUGGUAGCGGACUUCAACUGCGGAGGUAUGUUCCGCGCUUGGGUCGACGAUGCUGGCAAGGAGCGUAUGAUGGUGUUCAAGGAAGAGUUC